ACGCUCUCGGUGAAAGCAUCAUGCUUGCUACCGCUAUCACGGUUCGUCUGUUGCUCUGUCUAGUCUUAGCACUGGACGGCAUCAUCCCGGCCUCAACGCAACGAGUAGCCGAGCGAAAAUGCCAGGAAUUCCUCGCGAAGAACACCAAAACAACGCUCUCGAUACCGCUGUCGCUGCACGCCGAGAUAAUAACCUUGACCUCGCGCAACUGCUCGGACAGCGUCGAUCUGAUCAUCAACGGUGAGGAAGCGGCUCGGGGAGAGUUCCCGCACCAGGCGCUCCUCGGAUAUCCCGUGAAUGGUACCGUCAAGCGGUACGAGUUCCGCUGUGGAGGAUCGCUGAUCAGCGAGCGGUUCGUGCUGACGGCGGCUCACUGUGGAACUCCGCGGGUCGUUCGGUUGGGCGAGCACAGUUUGAGCGAGGUUGAUGGCGAGGAGGACGUUGAGGUGGAAGCGUUCUUCAAGCAUCCGAACUAUACGGUGAAGGCGUCGUAUCACGACAUUGCGGUUGUUAAGUUGGUUGAGCAGGUUGAGUUCGACUACUACGUGCGUCCGGCUUGCCUGUGGACGAGUGUUCCGUUGAACUUGAGCUCGGUGAUCGCGACCGGGUUCGGGGUGACGGAGUAUGCUGGCAACACGUCCGACGUGCUAAUGAAGGUUCGGCUGCAGCUACGGGACAGAUCUUCGUGUGCGGAAAAGUUCGAGUUUGAGCGAAAGUUCAAGCUUGGAGUGCGCGAGGAGCAACUUUGCGUUGGGAGUCAGAAGGACGGUAAGGACACCUGCCAGGGAGAUUCCGGUGGACCGAUCCAGGUCGUCACGGACGGUCGGACGUGCAUGUACCACAUCGUGGGCGUUACCUCGCUGGGGAUGUCUUGCGGAAUCGGCAAGGCGGAGAACAUCUACACCCAGGUGGCCAGCUAUCUGGACUGGAUCGAGGACACCGUGUGGCCUGGGGAGAGAAGGACUGCUCCCCAGAGAUUCCCUGACCAUGUAAUAUACUUUCCAGAGGAUGAUUAUGACUAAUUUAACAAUAUACAAUCAUACAAAGCCUCAGCAAA
Molecule: messenger RNA, 1057 nt
Organism: Culex quinquefasciatus (southern house mosquito)
Lineage: Eukaryota; Metazoa; Arthropoda; Insecta; Diptera; Culicidae
Product: serine protease snake
Exons: 4
Coding region: 21-1022 (333 amino acids)
Biological process (GO): proteolysis
Molecular function (GO): serine-type endopeptidase activity
Source: RefSeq, a predicted model, not a curated record